Molecule: messenger RNA, 561 nt
Organism: Lottia gigantea (owl limpet)
Lineage: Eukaryota; Metazoa; Mollusca; Gastropoda; Lottiidae
Exons: 1
Coding region: 1-561 (186 amino acids)
Source: RefSeq, a predicted model, not a curated record
AUGCAACAACGAGCUCUUGGUGUGCCAACAUCGCUGUCGUUAUCAAGAAAAAGACACUCAUCAGAAGAGAAACUUUAUUUCAGACGCGAAGUUUCCAAAAUUCACACAACUGUUCAAAAAAGUGACAAAAGUAGGAUAUUUUCUGCAUCGCAAGAAAGGUUCAACAAUGCCAACAUUGCAAGAUGUUUCAAUACUAUUUCAACAACUGUGAAUAACCAAAUUGGUUUAAGUCAAUGGGAGACAACCGAGAAACUGUGUGGACGUGGAAAUGUCGAGAAUUAUAGUGGUGAAGCUCAGUGUGAAAUACUCGGUACAAAGUACUGUUCAGAUUGUUGUCGUAUCAAUGAAAAGAAAAUUACCAGACAUGAGAAGAGUCCUAAACUCUAUAUUUUACCUGAAGAUUUUAGAAAAGGACCUCUUCAGACAUAUUCUCCAAUGGAAGUGUUUCAGAGAGUCUAUAAAUAUCACAAAAAUCAGCUGAUUGGAGAAAAUACAGACAUACAGACCACUGAUUUACCUAACAGACGACCACAAUCAUACUAUUCUACCACUGCUGAAUAA